UUCAAAAUCUUCACAACUGAGUUUAGUUGAAAAGCUUUUUCUCCUUUCAGUAUUUAUUCACAAUGUAUUUUCCUUCAGGAAAUGUCCAUGAAGAACCAGACGUUGGUCAGUGAGAUUGUUCUCUUGGGAUUUCAGAAUCUCCACAACUUCAAGAUUCCCCUGUUCUCUCUGUUCCUUCUGAUUUACAUUAUAACAGUUUGGGAGAACGUCCUCAUCAUAGUGUUGGUGUCAACCAGCCGGAACCUCCAGUCCCCCAUGUACUUCUUUCUCCAACAGUUGUCCCUAUGUGAUCUCCUAAACUCCACCGUUAUUGUACCAACUCUGCUCCAAACUGUAAUUAAUGGAGGAGUCACUGUACCAUUUAUUGGCUGUAUUACUCAAUUUUCUUUUUUCUCAGUCCCAGAAUCUUUUGAGUGUUUGCUUCUAGCAGUAAUGUCCUAUGACAGAUAUGUGGCCAUCUGUAUCCCACUGCGUUACUCUUCUAUAAUGUCCCACAGGGUUUGUGUUACAUUCAUUCUUAUGGCAUGGACCAUUGGAUUGAGCUGUGUACUUCUUCUUUCAUUUAACAUAGCUGCGCUACAGUUCUGUAACCAAAAUAUCAUUAACCAUUUCUUUUGUGAUUUCUUCCCUGUGGUAGAGCUUUCCUGCUCAAGUACUUUUCGAGCACAAAUGGUGGCAACCCUAAUGUCUGUUCUUGUGAUUAUCUCUCCCUUUAUACUCAUCAUUGUAUCAUAUAUAUGUAUUGCCCAUGCAAUCCUAAAGAUAGUGUCCAAUACCGGGAGACAAAAAGCCUUCUCCACCUGCAGCUCCCACUUGGCUGUGGUCUCCAUAUUUUAUGGGACCCUUGUUUCUCUUUACAUGAUUCCCCCCAGAAAAGAAUCACAGAACAUAAGCAAAGUUCUCUCUCUUCUAUACACAGUAGUGACUCCAUUGAUUAACCCACUCAUUUACAGCUUGAGAAGUACAGAUAUAAAAGAGGCCCUUUAUACCCAGUGGGCACUACACUUCCAGACAGGUAAUGUCCUUUUGGCACCUGCCAGACCCAGAAUGACCCAUGAGACUGUUCAAUUGUAA
Xenopus laevis (African clawed frog) is the source of this 1074-nucleotide messenger RNA. Its product is annotated as olfactory receptor 1468. The record is from RefSeq and is a predicted model, not a curated record. Bases 82 to 1074 code for a protein of 330 amino acids. Lineage: Eukaryota; Metazoa; Chordata; Amphibia; Anura; Pipidae. The transcript has a single exon.